Messenger RNA from Lagenorhynchus albirostris (white-beaked dolphin), 1684 nucleotides. Its product is annotated as GTPase IMAP family member 5-like. Lineage: Eukaryota; Metazoa; Chordata; Mammalia; Artiodactyla; Delphinidae. Gene Ontology annotation, molecular function: GTP binding. The record is from RefSeq and is a predicted model, not a curated record. The transcript is spliced from 5 exons. The coding region runs from base 406 to 1335 and encodes 309 amino acids.
CCGUGCCCUGGAACCUUCGGCCGCGCGCUCGCGCCGACCCGCCGGCACCCAGCCCGCAGCGCCGCGCCUGGAGAAUACACAGGCAAAAUGAGCCAUGUUUUGGUCUUAGCUCCAUGGAAGUUGUGUGAUCGUGGGCAGGGAAUUUAGGAGAACGAUUCAAAGAACGGACAUGAAAGAAACUUGAAAAUUACAAACGGCUGCACAGAGGAUUAUUACCAUGGUAAAGUUCAUCAUCAACAUUGUCACCACUGUCGUCAUCCUCUUUACCACAUCGAUAUAUUGAUUCCAAUAUAUAGCAACUGCCGUCUGAAGUAGAAAAGAUGUCAGAGGAUUUGAGCAGUUUUAGCAAAAGCUGGAGUGUUAUUGACCAGAGGCCAGGACAGCGUGUGGGAGAAUGUGAAGAGAAUGGAAGGGCUUCAGAGGAGCAGAUACGGGACUAUGGCUGAAGGCGGGAUAGAACAUAAGCUGUUUGCAACCUCGUCCUCAUUGCGGAUCAUCCUGGUGGGCAAAACAGGCAGUGGGAAGAGCGCCACCGGGAACAGCGUCCUCUGCCAGCCAGUGUUUGAGUCCAGGCUGGCGGCCCAGUCGGUGACCAGGAAGUGUCAGGGGGCAACGGGCACGUGGGAUGGGAGGAGCGUCCUGGUGGUGGACACGCCCUCCAUCUUUGAGGCGAGGGCCCAGGACCAAGAGGCGUACGAGAACAUCGGGGACUGCUACCUGCUCUCGGCCCCGGGGCCUCACGUGCUGCUGCUGGUGACCCAGCUGGGGCGCUUCACAGAGCAGGACGUGGUGGCCGUGACCAGGGUGAAGGAGGUCUUUGGGGCGAGAGCCCUGAGACACACGGUCAUCCUCUUCACCCACAAGGAGGACUUAGGGGACGGAUCCUUGCAUGACUACGUAGCAAACACAGACAACGUCAGGCUGAGGGGCCUGGUCCGGGAGUGUGGGCACAGGUACUGUGCCUUCAGCAACCAGGCCUCCGGGGACGAGCAGAGGAAGCAGCUGGCCGAGCUGAUGGCCGUGGUCGAGGGGCUGGAGAGGGAGCUCCAGGGCGCCUACCUCAGCAACGACCUCUUCUUUGAUGCACAGCGGCUCCAGCAGGGCGGGGGCGAGCCCCAUGGAGAAGGUCACGUGCGCUACCUGGCCAAGGUGCGGUCGCAUAUUGCAAAGCAAAAGCAAGACCUGAGAGAGGCCCAGAGAAACCGCGCCUUCAAGGCGCUCCUGCGAGUCAAACGCUGGAUCGUUUCUCACAUCAGAAUAUUUGCUGUUUUUGUUAUAUGCUUUUUGAGUUUGCUUGCCAUUUUAAUUAGCUUGUGUAGCACUCACGAAUGCUGAGCAUUUUCAGAUGAUACCUGCCAUCAGCUUCCAUUUUUUCAGAGUCAGUAUCUUUGUCUAUGUUGAUAAGGAACUUUAUUUGCGUUUCGUGUAGUUUCACUUUCAAUUUCCCUUCCUUGCAUCGGACACACCGUCCAUUUUCUUCAGCUGCAUUUUAGGUAAAUAAAAUCCAAAGGAAAAUCCCCUUUUUGUUUUGUUAAAAAUGGUGAAAGCAAAUAAUAAACUAACUGGAUACAGUCGUGAAAUAUUAGGGAGCUUGCAGGAAGGAAAGUGAGUGGACUGUCACGCUGUGUGAGCAUCUCAGCUCUGUGACCUACUUUUUACAGCCUUGCGGUUGAGGAGAGAAACA